This is a messenger RNA of Enhydra lutris kenyoni (northern sea otter), 1914 nucleotides long. RefSeq names its product dentin sialophosphoprotein-like. The coding region runs from base 1 to 1914 and encodes 637 amino acids. Gene Ontology annotation, molecular function: collagen binding. NCBI's taxonomy places the organism in Eukaryota, Metazoa, Chordata, Mammalia, Carnivora, Mustelidae. The transcript is spliced from 4 exons. Gene Ontology annotation, cellular component: cytoplasm; nucleus. Gene Ontology annotation, biological process: dentinogenesis; odontoblast differentiation. The record is from RefSeq and is a predicted model, not a curated record.
AUGAAGAUAAUUAUAUAUUUUUGCAUUUGGGCAGCAGCAUGGGCUAUUCCAGUUCCUCAAAUCAAGCCACUGGAGAGACAUGCUGUUGACAAAUCUACAAAUUUAAAUCUUCUGGAAAAAGCAAAAGUGCCAAUACAGGAUGAGUUAAAUGCCAAUGAUACCACUGAAAGUGGUGACCCCCAUGAAAAUGAAAGAGGAAGGCAACAAUAUACCAGAGAUGGUUACAAAGAAGAAAGAAAUGGCUCUGAGUGGGUGGAAAUAGGAGGGAAAAGUUCUUCUACAGAUUCCAUGUUAGUAAAUGAUGAGGGGAAUAGUGUGGACCAAAAUGGGGUCACAGGAAAACCAGAAACAUAUGGUUAUGAUGGGAUACAUGGAAAAGAAGGUAGCACCACAGCAAAUGGCAUCAGGGGACAAGUAAGCAUCAUUGGCAAUGCUGGAAUAGCAAAUGGAAGCAAUAUUAAUAGAAAUGCUGAUAAGAAUUUAAACAAUGGAGGAGUUGUUGGAGAUGCAAGUCUGAGUGAGAAUGUCACUGUUGUCCAAGAAGAAGACCAUCAAAUAGGUAGAAGCAAUAACAGUACAGGCCAUGAGGAUGAAAUAAAUAGGAAUGCCUGUAGAAAUGAGGGUGAUACAAGUGAAAUAACACAUCAGAGAGAAAGUGAGGGAAAUGGGAAUCAGGAGGCAGAAGUAACACCAGGAAGAAGUGGAGCUGGCAGUGGAAAAGAUGCUGGCCUGGAUAAUUCUGAUGGGAGUCCUAGUGGAAAUGGAGCAGAGGAGGAUGAAGAAAUAGGUUCUGGUGAUGAUGAAGGUGAAGAGACAGGGAAUGGAAAAGAGGGUACUGAUAACAGGAAGGGCCAAGAGGGUCAGCCUCAUGGAAAAGAUGACAAUGAUAACAGCUUAGGUCAAAAUUCAAUUAGUAGUGAAGAUGAUGACCCAGAAGAUAAAGAAGAUCCCCAUGACAUCGAUGGAGACAACACCUCCAAGAGUGAGGAGGAUUCUGAUGGUAUUUCUAAAGACAAAGUUAGCCCAAUAAUAGAGGACAUGCAAAAGCCCAAUUACGAGGAAAACAAUGCCGUGGAAAAGAAAAUCACUGAUGAUUCAGAGCUAGGUGCUACUGGGAAGAGUCAAGAUAAGGGAAUAGAAAUGGAAGGUCCCAGUAGUGGCAGCAGAAACAUUACCAAAGAAGCUGGGAAAGUCAGUGAAGAUAAAGAGAGUAAAAGACAACAAGGAAUGGUCAUGGGGAAAGGAAAUGUCAAGACACCAGGGGAGACUGACAACAUACAAGGGCUUAGUCAGAAAUCAGAACCUGGAAAUAAGGUUACACGCAGCAAAACAGGUAGUGAAAGUAAUAGUGAUGGGUAUGACAGUUACGAGUUUGAUGACAAAUCUAUGCAAGGAGAUGAUCCCAACAGUAGUGAUGACUCUAACAGCAAUGAUGAUGCUGAUUCUGAAGGUGACAAUGGCAGCAACAGUCAAGGAGACACUGGCUAUAACUCUGAUGAAUCAAAAGAUAAUGGCAAUGACAGUGACUCAAAUGGAGGAGCUGAUAAUGACAGUGACAGUACAUCAGAUGCUAAUGACAGUGACAGUAAUGGCAAUGGGAACAACAGGAGUGAUGCCAAUGGCAAAUCAGACAGCAGCAAAGAUAGAUCAGACAGUAGUGACAGCAGUGAUAGCAGCGACAGCAGUGACAGCAGUGACAGUAGCAACAGCAGUGAUAGCAGCGACAGCAGUGACAGUAGUGACAGCAGUGACAGUAGCGAUAGUAGUGACAGCAGCAAUAGCAGUGACAGCAGCGAUAGCAGUGACAGCAGCGAUAGUGAUAGCAGUGACAGUAGCGAUAGCAGCAAUAGCAGUGACAGCAGUGACAGUAGUGACAGCAGUGACAGCGGUGAUAGUGACAGUAAUCACAAGUAG